CCACUUUUUUAUCAAUCUUUCUUUAUACACAUCCAAACAAAAACCAGGUAUACUCCACAAGACAAAACAAAAGACUCUCUCUUUGGCUCCCAAAGUUUCUGCCAAGCAGAACAGAUACACACAGCCCAGUUACAUAGUAUCACAGCACAAGCAUAUAUGAUAUAACAUGGACAACACUUCAUAUCAUUCUUGAAAAAUUCGCAGGCUUGUCGUGUCUUUAGGCUAUCUUAUCUAGUUGGGAAUUUUUUUCCAGUAGUUUGUAUAUGCAAAGUUUCUGUUGGUACAGAUAUACAUGGAAUCACAAGAUUCAGGGCAUACCGUGUCGUUGGUUGCAUCAGCUGAUACGAGAGGGAAGCAUCGGAUUAUAGCUGAAUUAAGGCGACUUGAGCAGGAAGCUCGAAUACUUGAGGAAGAGCUAGAUCAGAUUGAGAAAAUGGAAAAGGCCUCCCCUGCAUGCAAGGAACUGCUUGUAAAUGUUGAAUCAAGACCAGAUCCGCUGCUCGCAAUAACAAAUGGCCCUGCAGUUCAAACCUGGGAUAGAUGGUUUGAAAGGUCACAGGAUCCAUCCGGCUGCAAUUGCUGCUGCAUAUGGUGACACUCUUCGAUUUCAAGAGUUUCAUCAACAGGUCAAAAGGCCUUGCUAAUCAAUUCUGCAUGUGAUCAGUAUAGAGCAAUCUGUAAUAUUAUUACACACGACAUCAUAUAUCAUGCACAAUGUGCUUGUGCCAAAAGACAUUUUCUUUAAUAUGUGAAUAUCAAGUAUAUUUUUGCCA
This is a messenger RNA of Daucus carota subsp. sativus, 773 nucleotides long. RefSeq names its product guanine nucleotide-binding protein subunit gamma 1. Gene Ontology annotation, biological process: G protein-coupled receptor signaling pathway. The transcript is spliced from 4 exons. The record is from RefSeq and is a predicted model, not a curated record. Lineage: Eukaryota; Viridiplantae; Streptophyta; Magnoliopsida; Apiales; Apiaceae. The coding region runs from base 293 to 595 and encodes 100 amino acids.